ACACUGGUUAUAUCAAUGGAUCUUUUUGUUCAUUACAAUUUAGUAAAGUUGAGGGAGCAUUUGAGUAAAAACGGUAUUUGGUCACUAAAACGUUAUCUUGAUAUAUUGAGUGAGUUGCUAAGUGUGGUGUGUGUAAGGGUAACAAUGUCAUCGAUUUCGCUAUCAUUUCUUCAAACCACAUGCUCCUUUUCAAACCUUAAUCAGCAACAUAAUAAACUCUUGAUUUCGUCGUCUCACUCUCACCGGAGAACAACUUCUUUGAUCGUAGAAGCGUCCGCCAGAACUCGUCAAGAUAACCGAAAAGCUCGUCAUGCUCGUAUCCGUAAGAAGGUGGAAGGGACACCGGAAAGACCAAGAAUGUGCGUCUUUCGUUCCAACAAGCAUCUAUAUGUCCAGGUGAUUGAUGAUACUAAAAUGCAUACUCUUGCAUCAGCUUCAACAAUGCAGAAACCGCUCUCUGAGGAGUUUGAUUUCACUUCUGGUCCCACUACUGAUGUAGCUAAGAAAAUUGGGGAAGCUAUUGCAAAGUCAUGCAUCGAGAAAGGGAUCACAGCUGUGGCCUUCGAUCGAGGCGGUUAUCCCUAUCACGGACGUAUUCAAGCGCUUGCUGAUGCAGCUCGAGAACAUGGUCUUCAGUUCUAGUGAUGUGGUCCAUCUUUUCUUGUUGUAGCAUUUCAAGUAUGAAUCUUUUUUGUCUUCCAUAUUAUCUAUGUGCCAUUGUUGAAAUUUAUCAAAGCUGCAUAUAUUUGUUAGUA
Molecule: messenger RNA, 755 nt
Organism: Helianthus annuus (common sunflower)
Lineage: Eukaryota; Viridiplantae; Streptophyta; Magnoliopsida; Asterales; Asteraceae
Product: 50S ribosomal protein L18, chloroplastic
Exons: 3
Coding region: 16-642 (208 amino acids)
Biological process (GO): translation
Cellular component (GO): ribosome
Molecular function (GO): 5S rRNA binding; structural constituent of ribosome
Source: RefSeq, a predicted model, not a curated record